Messenger RNA from Mobula hypostoma (lesser devil ray), 4452 nucleotides. RefSeq names its product glypican-1-like. Gene Ontology annotation, biological process: regulation of protein localization to membrane; cell migration; negative regulation of fibroblast growth factor receptor signaling pathway. The record is from RefSeq and is a predicted model, not a curated record. The transcript has 9 exons. Bases 558 to 2219 code for a protein of 553 amino acids. NCBI's taxonomy places the organism in Eukaryota, Metazoa, Chordata, Chondrichthyes, Myliobatiformes, Myliobatidae. Gene Ontology annotation, cellular component: synapse; plasma membrane; cell surface. Gene Ontology annotation, molecular function: fibroblast growth factor binding.
GAAAGAGACGGGGGCAGUUCCAGUUCCUCUCGUUCUGUCUGUGUAAGGUGGGAGACUUCAUCCACCAACCACCUCCGUCUCCACACUUCAUUUACUCCGCGGAUUUUAUACCAUCCGCGCAGCAACAGACAAACAAACAGAAUAGGUCUGGAAAUAAGAGGGCAAAAAACAUCCAAGGAUUGUGUUUAUUUAUUUUGGAACAGUAUUUUGUCCGCGGCAUUCUUUGUGUGUCUAUGUGUGUCUGUUAGUGUGUGGGAGCUGUGGAUUUUUCUGUGACAAUGAAUCCGUUUACAUCUGCAAAUCCUUGAGAUGGAUUGAAACAGGUUUCUUCAUCGAAGAUUACAAGUCAAAAGCCUUUUUUUUUAUUUUGAGGGAAGAAGAGAACAUUUUGGAUUUCACCCCCACCCCCCGCUCCCAGCAGCGGAUUGGGAAACUAUUAUUUCGGUCGCAUCGAGCUUAUGAGAUUCUGACUGACCGGAUCCUGCUUUAUCUCGUUUUCGGAUUUUCUCUGUUUGGGUUUGUAAGAUACAUACACACUGUUCAUCGCUCGUGUGAAGAUGGUGUGGAUUUCAUUCAGCCUGCCUUUCCUGGGGUACCUCGUCUCCAUCGUUCACGGGGACCAGAGACCCCGGAGUUGCUCCGACAUGAGGUAUCUCUACAGUUCCAAGGGAUUCGCAGUGACCGGGGUGCCUUCAAAUGAAAUCUCCGGAGAGCACCUGCGGAUCUGCCCACAGGGUUAUACCUGCUGCACCAGCGAGAUGGAGGAAAACCUGGCCAAGAGGAGUCGCAGUGAAUUCGAGGGGCUGGUGCGGAAUGCCAGUCGGAUAGUGCAGGCAAUGCUCAAGGGACAGCAUGACAGCUUUGACAAUUAUUUCCAAGAACUGCUGGACCAAUCGGAAAAGAACCUUCACAGGAAGUUCACACACAUGUAUGGACUGCAUUAUUUUGAGAAUAGCAAGAUCUUCAAGGAUCUGUUCAAUGACCUGCGCCGCUACUACAAGGGAGCCAACAUGAACCUGGAGGAAGUACUGAAUGAAUUCUGGUCAAGGUUGAUGGAGCGCCAGUUCAAGCACCAGAACCCACACUACCAAAUCAGCGAAGACUACUUGGAGUGUAUGGUGAAGCACGCGGAGCCACUGAGGCCCUUCGGUGAGGUGCCUCGCUUCUUCAAGAUACGGCUAACCCGCGUCUUCAUUGCUGCCCGUUCCUUUGUUCGAGGACUCAGCGUCGGCACAGACGUGGUGCGGAAGGUCUCUCAGGUACCUCCAAGCCCUGAGUGUGUGCGAGCCAUGAUGAGGCUGAUGUACUGUCCCCACUGCCGGAGCAUGCCAAAUGUGAAACCCUGCAACAAUUACUGUCUCAACAUCCUGAAGGGCUGCCUGGCCAAUCAGGCUGAUCUGGACAGUGAAUGGAGGAACCUCAUUGAUUCUAUGCUUCAGGUGGCUGAUAAGUUUAAUGGCCCAUCAAACAUGGAGUCGUUGGUUGAUACAAUUUAUUUGAAGAUCUCUGAAGCAAUACAAACCAUGCAAGAUAACAGAGCUCAUAUUUCUUCAAAGGUUCUUCAGGGGUGUGGUAACCUCAAAUCUGUGGCCAGACGUUCAGUGGAAGAUGAUGGAAGAAAACGUGGGAAGCCGUAUGGAACUGAGGAGAAGCCGGUUGGAUCAGUCAGUCUGCCAAUGGAUAGACUGGUUACUGAAGUAAAGAUGAAGCUGCGGGACAUCAGAGAGUUGUGGGUCACCUUGCCGAGCAUCCUGUGCAGCGAGAAGGUGACUGCAGGCUUGACCAAUGAGGACAGGUGCUGGAAUGGACAGAGCAGAGGGAGGUACCUCCCAGAGGUCAUGGCAGAUGGACUGGCCAAUCAGAUUAAUAACCCAGAGGUGGAGGUUGACAUCACGAAACCAGACAUGACUAUUCGCCAGCAGAUCAUGCAGUUGCGGAUAAUGACCAAUCGUCUGCGGAAUGCCUACAAUGGCAACGAUGUGGACUUCCAGGAUACCAGUGACGACAGCAGCGGAUCUGGAAGUGGCGAUGGCUGUUCAGAAAAUAGUUGUGGUCGGAGAAGGUCCUUCAACAUGGCGACGAGGUCCCCCGUUGUCUAUGCCAUCCCGAAACAGAGCGGGAAAACCAAAGGCAGUAACGGGAGCGAGGCACUGCGACACUCGGCCGGCUUCCUCUACGUGUUAUCUUUGGUCAUCACCCUGCAGUAUUUCUGUCGGUAGAAUCGUUCCUGGGGGCAUAAGAGAGGGUGAGAGAGAGAGAAAGAGAGAGAGACUGAGGCAAAAUCUUUGCCAAUAACGGACAAGAGUUUUGUUUAACUUUGCAACAUAAAUAAUAAUCUUUUGGCUAUUUGUAAGUACUGGCAGUGCUGGAGGUGAAUAAACCUUUGAAACUUUGAACGCCUUGGGGAGGGGAGUUUCCUCUGAGCAGUUUGAAGAGGUUCCAGUACUCUUCAAGCCUGACUUUUCUCUAGCUUUGCAGCAUACAGUUGCUUUGAUCACCUGUCAACACAAUGCAACACACACAUGGGCUCCCACUGGGAAGCCGUGUUUUCCAAGUAUCGAGAGACAAGGUGAAAAUAUCCUAAUUAUGACACUGAACUUCUUUACUUGAAGAUAAACAUCCCAACAAAGUAUAUCUGAUACAUUGACUGUAUGAGCAUUCACAGGGGUGUCAUGUCGGGUUAGAACCCUAUAAUUACAAGUAAAUUGCAUCAGUCUAGAUCACCAGGAGCACUUUUCCUGGUAUUUUUCCCCCCAACAACACGGCCAUUCAUUUCUUUUUAGUAAUAGUAUAUGGAGCAACGGUAUAAAUGUUUGUGAGCUGUGAAAGAAAAAUGGUUGUUGAUAAUUCCCAAAGGGUCAGGAAUGACUGACACUACUUGUGUAGUUUUUAACACUGUCAAGUUGGUAGAGAAUGCAUUGUUAAGUGUGGGAUCGUUACUGGCUGGGCAUUGGGGAGGUUCUGUUCACUGGGAGUUAAACAGAUCAGUCAUCUACAGGAACCUGCGCAUGCAAAUGACUUGCGAUGGGCUUUCUUAUAAUGGAAAGGGUUAACAGUAUGAUAGAAUAGGAAGAGAAGGCGUUUUUUUUAAAAGAAAAAAAGUAAUAGAAGCACACACACACAACAGGCCCAAGUGCAAAAUGACAUAAUGGCAGCUAUUUAAAAUUUAGAAUCUUCCCAGGAAACUAUAUAAGAAGUUCCUGUGCUUUCUGGUUUUCAGAAGGGAUGAGGCCAAUAAGUGGGUGUGAGCUUGGUGGGGAGGGGGAAGGGUGGCACAACAGAAUGGUUCUUAGAAUUGGUCCUGCCUUUGUACAUUGUUCACUAUGUGGUAGAAGUGUUUGUAGCGUUGUUGUGUUUUAAAGUAUGGCUGUCACUUUGAGCCUAAAAGGCAGUGGCUAGGGGAAAAAAAGUCUUGUAAUCUGAGCUGGGAUGGUGGGAAAUGUUGGGCAGGAGAGAGUUGCCACUAUUGCAAAGAAUAAAUAAAGGAAAACAAAUUGAACUGAAUAUAAUCAGAAUAUCUUAUUGAAUUGUUGGGUAGCUACAAAAGGAUGGUGUCUGUGGCCCAGAUGAAACCAUGCAGCUUUCUAUUCAUCCCAAGAAUUCACUUACUCCUUAACAUUGUUUAUAGGUUGUGCUGCUUUUCAGGGGAGAAAAAUGAAGUGCAAAUGACACACUGAAAAACAAAGUACAAGGUUACACAAUAAAUGCAUGUUAUCUUCCAACUUAUUUAUAUACAUCCUAAGAAUUUUGUUUUAGGUUGUCAGAUUCCUGCUUUAAACACUCACUUCCUUAAAAAUGUUCCAAGUUUUGCAGUUGCCUGUUAUUAUUUGAGACAGGUAGGUGUUUCCCAUGAAGGUGAUUUAAUGUGCCAAGAGCGAGCCUAGUUACAGCCUCAGCUCUGUGUACAGUUUGCCCUGAUCACAACCAAUAGGUAACUGCAUAUCAACGCCCAUUAAACAAACCCUGGUUUUGAGAAAAUAAUGUUUGGCUGAGUUGUAAAUGUCACAAGAUUAUUUUCCACAAUUAUUCUUUAUGGCACAUCGACACAGCAGAAAGCACCAGGAGGAACCUCAAAGGUGUAAAAGGGUAAAAUGAAAUCAGGUAUGUUUGCAGCUUAAAAUAGAGUCUGUCUGUCAGGAUUCUGACAGGUUUAUAAAGAUUCCUGUUUCCAAACUCUGCAGAAACCAUGCAGCUCUGUUCACUCCAUUUAAUUUAUCAAGAGCUUGUUUGCUGGUUUAUCUCCUUCACUAUAACCUUGCAGUUGAGGAUUUAAAUCCCCAUCCCUUUUAGACUGUUACAACCUGGUUCCUGUUUUUAUAUCAGUUCCUAUUUUACUUACGUACUGCCAUUAUUCUAGCUGGUGAUUGUGACUCUUUCAAAAGUAUAUAUUUUAAUAAAUUUUUGCACUGUCUUAACUUUCAGUUAUGAAAUAAAAUGUGAUUAGAAGUCAAA